GGAAAACCGACGCUGGGUUUAUGUAACGGAAAGCGCAUUGAACCAUCAAAACCAGUCAACAACCCAACCCAACCCAACAACAACAACAACAACAACAACACCCCCUCAUCCAUCACACAAACCAUCUCACUUCCUUAACACUCUCCUCAAAUCACACAACCAACAAACAAACAAACAAACAACAUGCUCGACAAAUCCAUCUUGCUCUCAAGACCUAGACCACCAGCCAGGAAAUCAAUCUCACACAAACAGAACAACCAGCAACAACACCAACAAGAACCAGAACCAAACAACGACCAACUAAACGACUCCCCACUCAGCACGGUAGCCAGAAUACUACAGGAGAGAUCACCCGGCGGACUAGAAUUCAAAUCGAGUGACAGCUUCAUCGAUGCAUGGUCCUAUCAACAACAACAGCACCAACAUCAACAUCAACAACCAACUGAAGAAGACCAGGAACCGAAGUCUAUUACCCAUGAGUGGGUAGAAGCCAAGACGAGGGAAGAACUAGAGAGCUUACUACUGGCUGCCGAUCGAGUCAUCAGAGAACGCGAACGCGACCUCGGAAUCGCUGCCUCAAUCGGCAAAUCGUUACUCGAAAAUAAUAUCGCAUUACGUGCCAGACAGGAGAAGCUCUUGGCACAAGUCUCAGGCUCCCCACCAUCCUCACCAUCCCACCAUCCUCGCCAAUUCGAAGAUCUCACCAAUCGCUCAGAGUAUAUCGAAGCUCGUCCACCCCCAUCACCCAGUGACUCCGAUCCACAUGACCUACCAUUCGAACUAUCUCUCAACCUCACUCAGUCACCCACCAAAACCGUUCAGCGAGCUCAUCAGCCAACCCCUAGUACCGAACAGCGAGCCACCCCUGCCGCUCCAACCAACCGUUUCCCGUACUGCUUGCGUCCUAAACCUUCGCCCCGCUCCUCCAUCUCCUCCAUCUCCUCCAGUCAUCAGAGCACACGCAACUCUCAUCUCCGCCAACAGCCAGCCUCGGCCUCUCCAGCCACCUUACACCGUCUAGCCCAACAGAAUGAGUACCUCGCCGAACAGUUGGCCGAUCUUCAGGCAGAGACAGCCGAAUCUGAACUCGAAGGGCGUAAGAGGCUCCGGAAACUCGUCAAAGAACUCGAGACACUCCGUGCUGAUCUCCAGCAGACCGAAGAACGUAAUGCGCUACUCGAAGAGGAGAGACUGGCUCACCUCGAACAGCAGAAUAAUAACGUGGGUGAUAUGGUCGAUGAGAUCGUGGGUGACAUGAAACGCGUCAUGAUGGAAGAUCACGACUCGGCCCUCAAGAUGCGCACCCCAGCCAGAUCGUCAGCAAACUUCACUCAGAAUGUCGUCGCCAGCAUACCUAUUCCCGAAGAGACCUCCCCCUCCCAUUCAUCCCACUCGCCCGCCAAAUAUACUCGAUCUCACUCUUCAAGUCUCUUAUCACUCUCCCCAAGGCGCUCGACGGUCUCAAAUCUCUCUCGGUCUUCAAUCGACUUCCAGAGUAGUCCUCAAGAACGCGCCCUCGUCUCCCAGCUCUUGAACAAGAUUGCCGAACUGAAAGAGAGCCAGAACGAGUUUGACAAAGAGCGAGAGGAGAUGAAAGCCAAGCUCCGAAAGGCGAGAGAGGAGGUUGAGGAACUCCAGCUCCUUGUCGAGGAUGCCGAGUCAGAGUUACAGCAGGUCAAACAGUUGGACUGGGACGACCGACGCGGUUUGAUCGAAUGGGAUGGUCAACCGAACCUCCACCACCCGCACCAAUCCGUCCUGUCCUCGAGGAGAGCCUCUGGGAACAGGAAGAUGAUCACUCAGAGUCGAAAGGCCAAGAAACGGCAAUGGCCUGCCCCCGAACAUCAACCUGGUAGCAUUGGGAGCGAUAUCACAAUCCCCGAGUCUCACCCUUCCAUAUCCUAUGGCCAAGAACCCAGCUCACCGUCGAUGCGAGGACAGGCACUCUCUAUGGCUCGAUUGAACCUGGGUUCUGCACAGGUUUCCCCAGAAAGCCAGUUUUCCAAGUUGGGUAAAUUACGCGUCGCGUCGAAUUCUUCCUUUCAGACACUCAGUGAUGGGGAUGCAAGUAUCAGACAAGAUCAGUCAACCAGCGCGACUCCCCUGCGCACCUUACUUUCCGAGAUUGGCGGUCUAUACCCGGAAGAAUCGAGCCCGGAGGCCAGGUCCCCCAUCGUCAACGGGGCAACCCAUCACCCUGUUAAGAAGUACGGCUCGCUCGACCAGCUGGGCCCGCCACCCCCUAAGCGGAUCGUCCAAGCAAGCUACACCGAGCUCCAACGUGCAGUUGCCGAGACUCCGUUGAUGUGGGCGGAUGAGAAUCCAUCCUCAUCAUCUGGCGAGAGGCUGACGAACGAACGCAAGCGGGAUUCGACUGGCUGGCUGUACAGCAGCGCGACUCCCUACCAGCUCGAGUCUUGGUCGGCCACCAGCUCAGCAACGCUCGGGCUUAUGUCCGCCUCCCGGCCGAAGCCGCCCCUCGACUCGCUCCUCCGCCAACGUCAGCAGCUGCUCAUCCAGGGACGACCCGGUGUUCUCGGCGGCACUUACCGUCUGCGCGAAGACAGCCGUUCGUCCACCCUCUCCAGUUCGACGACUGUUGGCAGGCUCUCGCCCUCGGACCGGACGACGACUUCGAAGUCGGAGCAGUCGUCCUCAAACCGGGCCCUCCGUCGAACGAGUCGACGUCAGGAGGCGCUGCGUCGCCUAGGGAUCCCGUCCUCGACGGACAGCUGUUCGUACACGAGUGAGUACGACUCGGAGCGGGGAGAUGAGCGGGGCGAGGGCUCGUUGGGCUCAGAGGGAGAAGAAGAUGAAGAAGAAGACCGGCCGGGUCAGGAGGCCGAAUGGGAUUACAUCGAUGCGACGGACCACGACCAUCGGGUGCAAGGGUCGACGGGGACCGACUACUUCCCGAUCUCGCUCCGCGCCCGCAAUGCCCCGGCGAUGGUUGUCGGACGCCUUCAGGCCAAGAGCGCCGGGUGGGCACGUUCGUCUACCAAUGGAUGAAGCUCGUCAGUGUCGUCGGUCUCGCCGUCGGAUGGGCCGUUUGGCAAGGGCCUCGAAGCGCAAUGGAAGAGGACUACCCCUUCGCACAGAACCUCAACCAUGCCCAGAACCAUCAUCAUCAUCAUCAACUCGAAGAAAAUGAAAUCGAUGAGGAUGAUGAUGGGGUUGGGGCGGCAAAGAAGACUCGGCGAAGACUGGCGAUCGAACAUCACCCGUCUCAAACACCCCGCUCCUCGGUCUCUCGUAAAACCAGCAGCCUCGACCUCCUCCCUUCCUCCCCCACCAAUCGUACUACUCAUCGUAAUGAUGGGUCCGCUCAUCAUGGCAGUCUUGUUAUCGAUGAUCACUGUGCCAGUGGCCAGUACGACGAUAGCCCGAAAUAAUCUUUCCGCCUUUCCCUUUUAUUCUUUCUGUGAUCAAGAUCACUUCUUCUUUGGUUUUUUUUCUGAAUCAUUUUCUCACAACCUCUUUUCUUUCUCUCUACUUCACCUUUUCUUUUUCUUUUUUGCUUUCCUCCCUCUUUCCAUGCGGUUCAUUCUUCCGGACUAAGAAAAGAGACACUCCUGUCAACAUACCUCCAAUCUCGCUCGAGCGGCCUGCUCUUCUGCCUUGAUUGAACUUCCCUUAUAUAAAUAUUCUGCCGCUUCCAGACCAACGUGUUUUCUAUUCAUCCUAAGUCUCCUUGUUCCUUGUGUCUCUCGUCCUCUGAUAUGUUGUCUAUGUGUACGCGCUUCCUUAUUUAUUUAUAUAUGUGUGUGUUUGUGUAUGUCUAUAUGUACUUUGUAUUGUCAGUCCCUCUUCGACCCCAAUAUCCUUUCCACUUCUUUUUUUUCUUAUCCCCCUUUUUCACUCUUCUCUCUCUCUCUCUCUCUUGUCUAUAUUUUUUUUAUUAGUUGACGCCUCUCUUUGCUUUACGUAUACACGCCUUCCACAUAUUUAUAAUCAAUACUCAAUUGAUCCUACUACAUACUAGUCUUUUUUUUUCUUUUUCUUUUUCUUGUAUGAGAAACUUGAUUUUUUCUUUCUCAUCCACCCCCUCUCUCUCUCUCUUUAUGUGUAUGGUAGUAAAGUUGAAUUAUUAGUGACAAGCUCUAUUUUUAUUUUGGUUUUGGUUUUUGUGCUGUGAAUCUAC
Puccinia graminis f. sp. tritici CRL 75-36-700-3 is the source of this 4141-nucleotide messenger RNA. RefSeq lists its product as uncharacterized. The record is from RefSeq and is a predicted model, not a curated record. The transcript has 4 exons. Lineage: Eukaryota; Fungi; Basidiomycota; Pucciniomycetes; Pucciniales; Pucciniaceae. Bases 184 to 3009 code for a protein of 941 amino acids.